AUGAUAUCUUCAUUCCCGUCAUACGACGAAGAGCUUUUGAACAGCGCCUAUGCGAACAUUAGUCUAAUCGCUGACAAAGCUUGGACCUUCGAGAAGGAAGAUCCCUUCCAAAAAUUGAAUCAAUCUUUAACGAUUCAGAAUUAUAAAUUGACUGCGAAGUACAAAGAAAAUGGUACCUACCGAACAAAACGUGUUCGCGACGUUAUUCCAAAUUCCCGUUUGGCCAGCUAUGGCAACUAUGAAUACCAGAAAGAACGCGAGAACGUGUAUAAAUCGGACGACAAUUCGCCUCCAGUUUCUCUAUCAAAUUUCUGUUGGACCGAAGUUAUCGAACCAUGGAUGCUACCGGAGGUCGAGAAGCACUUCGCCUGGUUAACUUCGAAUGGACCACGAAUUGUGAAUCGUGAAUUCUCGGCAACAAGAUUACCGGAGGCUGACGAUGCAUCUAAGAUCGGACGUGGCUUCAAUUUGCAUUGGGAAGACUUGCACAGUCAACACGUGCAGAGGUUGAGCCCGACAGAGAAGAAGAUCAGGACAAAUCGUGAAUCGAGCAAAGAGAACCUGAUCGAGUCAGAUUCUACCGAAAAAUUGGAUAAUUAUUACGAGUGUCAACGUUACACCAUCGAAAACUCUAUGGAGAUGCAGCUGCACAUUCGUAUAAGUAGCAACGCAGUUCGAAAUUUAUGGAAAGUGGGUAGCAACGCUCAGCAGCAAUACCUCCAGCAGAAAAUGCGUUUGCAGUGCUACAAGUUACAACAACCGCGGGAGCAGAGUUGUCAGAGCAUGGAACGCCAGCAACAAUUCUAUUACACUGUUCAGUAUCGUCCGCUGAUACUCAGGGCAGAGUGCCAAUCAGCAAGAACGGAUUCUUAUGGAAUGAGAAAGCAUUUACCGCCUGUUCUCAGCCCGGAAGUGCCGGAAUUUUUCCCAAAAGUACCGGUACCCCGAUUCAACAGUAACAAGGAACAGAACGUUAAUCGUGUACAAUAUUUUCCGUCGCUUAACGAGCGGAGUUACCAGAACGAAUUGUUUCCUUACAACAGAACUUACGAAAAUACUGGACCUAUAUACCAGAGUACGGGUAUACCUCUGCUGUCAGCCACCGAUGCGACGACGUUCAUUAGACCACCGCAUCAAUGGUACCAAAGGAUUUCGCCACCAACGCAAAUACAAAUAUCCAGUUCUUCUUCAACGCCGAUAUGCACUUCCAUGCAACCAUUGCGGGCUACUACUAUUACCCAUCAUCCCCUGCAGGUACAAGAGAAGUUUUUACAGUCGAAUCCUAUACCGAUUCCGGUUUAUCAGCACCCUAUAGAACUAUAUCACGAAACGGGACAAAAGCGUAAAAACCAUGGAGUCGAUUUUAAAAAUUUAAUACUAUUGACAAAAAACGCGAUGAAGGCUCAUCGCGGUCCACCGAAGAGCUCGCAACAUAAGCCUUCUUAUCUGAUCGAAGGGAAAAAUCGAGGUUCAAAGUCCGAAUCGGAAGUCAUUCAAUGGUUGGACAAAGGUUGUUCGUCGAAAGUGAAAGAAUUUACCACUACUAACCCCCUGGUGGCAGAAUUAAGAAACUUCGAGGUGAAAAGUGAUAGAAAGGCAUGCAGUUCCAAGAGGGAAAAGGACAGCGCAAGAAGCAGCGAACGUUUAAAACAAGAAGUUCAAGGAAUGAAUGCUAAAAGAAUCGGCGAAAGGGAUAAGAAUGAUACUCGAAAUAGAAGAAGACUUUAUAGAGACGUUCUAACCAAUGCCUCAGCGAAUCAAGUUACUUUGGAAAAUGUGUUUGAAAAAAGAUACGACGAAUUAGAGCAGCAAGCAAUGGAACAGUACAGAACUUCAGAGGAAUCCUUGGCACUUAAAUACCAAGAGCUUGAGCAGCAGGCAAUGGAACAAUAUAAGUAUUGUGGCGGGAAUGUGCAAGAAGAUGGCACGGUUUCGCGUGUACUGAUGGACGAUAAAAAAAUCUGCAAGGAUACUAAAAAAAAUUUGGUAGAAGAAAAUUGUAUUGGCGGACAAAACUGCUCCGGUUUUGGAAGAUGUAGUCCCACGAAUACGGCCGAAAAGGAAGAAGAUUCUUUUCUACAAAGACAAGGUAAUUCUAUACAAACUGAGAUUAAAAAAAAAUCGUGUAUCCUUGGUCAAUCCUUACCCGAUAAAAAUAGUCGAUCAAGUAUUCUCUCAAAAACUUUGACCACGUUAUCUGAGGAACUAUCUCGUGAAUCGAAAAAC
Molecule: messenger RNA, 2226 nt
Organism: Eufriesea mexicana
Lineage: Eukaryota; Metazoa; Arthropoda; Insecta; Hymenoptera; Apidae
Exons: 9
Source: RefSeq, a predicted model, not a curated record